Molecule: messenger RNA, 909 nt
Organism: Strongylus vulgaris
Lineage: Eukaryota; Metazoa; Nematoda; Chromadorea; Rhabditida; Strongylidae
Source: the annotation of a GenBank genome assembly
AUGUAUAACUGUAACAGUUUUUUCAAUGGAUUUGCUGGAUUUGUUUUUGCUAAUGAGGAAUUGCGGAAUGCUAUCGAACGUUUGGCUGUGUUUGUUGCAAAGAACGGACCAGAGUUUGAGAAGAUGACCAUGGAGAAGCAGGAAGGGAAUCCAAAAUUUGCUUUUCUUUAUGGCGGCCCAUUUAAUGAAUACUACCGAUUUUGUGUUGAUAUGGAAAUCCAAAAACCAUCCUAUAAAGUGCAGCAAUUAGGAAAGGAGAUGCGCGGUGGUCCUCCUCCUUCGCAUCCGUCUCUCCCUCCGCAUCCAGGAAAUGGCUGUCCACCUCUUGGUCCUCCACCUCCAGUUGAGUCAGAGAUUAUCAGAAGGAUGAAUACGCAAAAAGAGCAACUUAGACAGCAAAUCACGGACAGUGAGAGAAAUUUGAAAGCCCACCACGACGCGAUUCCUGCUAUGAAAGAGGUGGCACAAGUGGCACAGGCAGUCGUGCUUUCGGAAUCCCAGAAAAUGACGCAGAUUCUUGCUAAUGUCAAUUUCGACGUAACUCCUCUCGGAGCUAUACUGGAUCAACUUAAUGCUGGGAAAUGCUCUAAGGAUCUUGUCUCGACUAGUCGAAAGUGGAUAUUUGAGCACUGUCAGACUGAUCAACUUCGUGAAGUUGUUCUCACUUAUCUUUUGAGCAGAGUCAAAGAUGCUCAAGCCAACGAUAACUUUCGAUUGAAUGUUCUUUAUGUUAUAAAUGAUUGGGCGUAUCAGUGGUACUCAGCGAAAGCGUCUCGAUUCACAAACACAAAUGCUCUCUCGCUAUGUUCCACAGAUGUAUGCUUUUACCGUGGAAUUGUCUACAGAUGCCCUAAUGCAGCAGAAAUUGGACAAACUUAUAGGCGUAUGGGAGGGACACAAAUACUUUAA